AGUUUCAGCUCGAUCUGUGCCCCGACGCGCCCGUCCUCUGUGCAUCGCGCACUGCUUUAGUCGACUCUGCCUCGACCAUGUCCGCUGCUGUCGCGGCUCCCGAGAUGGAAGAUUUGAAGGCACCGAAGAUGAUGUGCUACCAAUGCGAGCAGACCAACUCCGGAAUGGGCUGCACCACAGUUGGAGUCUGCAAGAAGUCGGCAGACACUGCAGGCUUGCAAGAUCUACAGAUGCAGUACACCUUCCGGCUGUGCCAGCUGGCUUCCAUUGAUUCGGGCCCCUAUGAAGAGCAGUGCCGGCAGUUGGUGCUGGAGACCUUCUUCUCCACCUUGACGAAUGUGAACUUUGACAACACCCGCUUUCAGAGCUAUUUGAAGCAGUCAGCCACCUUGAUCCACAAGAUGGAGGAGCAUUUGAAGCACGCGGGCUUCGAGGCACCGGUGCAGAACGCCACCCUUCCCAAGGUGAAGAAGGCGGGCUACGAGACGGACCCCGCAGUGGAGAGCACCGUGGAGGAGCUCUUAAAGCAAGCGGAGCCCACGGGAAUCUUGGCGCGCUCGGCCCUGGUGGGCAACGAAGACAUCUUCGGCGUUCUGGAGAUGCUGACCUAUGGACUUAAGGGCACCUGCGCCUACUUCUACCAUGCGGAGGAGCUGAAAGCUGGAGACGCUGCUUAUGCCGAGGGUGAGCGCGAGCAGAUCUAUCAGGAGAUCUACCGCGUGGGGGCUUUCUUGGCAGAGGCGUGUUGCAGCAAGCCCAAGGAGGAUGCGCUCACUGUGGGUUUAACUGAGUGCUUGCAAAUGGGCGCUUUAAACCUGCAGGUGAUGAAAUGUUUGGAUGCCGCCCACACCACCCUCUUGGGCUCGCCGGAACCCACGGAGGUCUCCCAGGAAACGCCGGAGGGACCUGCGAUCCUAGUGAGCGGCCACGAUCUGGCCGUUUUGCUGCGCUUGUUGCAGCAAACGGAGGGGACGGGAUUGAACGUCUAUACCCAUGGAGAGAUGCUGCCAGCGCACUCCUACCCCAACUUGAAGAAGUACACGCACCUGAAGGGUCACUUCGGCACUCACUGGGGCAAUCAAGUGAAGGAGUUCCGACACUUCCCGGGCUCCAUCCUGAUGACCAGCAAUUGCUUGAUGCCUCCUCAGGGCAAGUACAAGGACCGCAUCUGGACGUGCGGACCAGUGGGCUUCGAGAAGCUUCCAAACACCCUGAACCACGACUACUCUCCACUCAUCGAACAGGCCAAGCAGUUCGCAGACAAGAUCCCCGUGCCGCGCUCGGGGCAGAUUCCACACCAGAAGCUCACCAUUGGCUUCGGACAUGCGGCAGUGCUGGGCGUUGCAGAGACGGUGGUUGGAGCCAUCAAGUCUGGAGCACUCAAGCACGUCUUUGUCAUCGGAGGCUGUGAUGGCACUGAAAGUUCCCGGAGCUAUUUUACCGAUUUGGCCAAUGAUACCCCUCCGGACUCCAUCAUCCUCACCUUGGGCUGUGGAAAAUUCCGGUUAAACAACUUGGACCUCGGCACGCUUGGCGGCUUGCCACGGCUCCUGGAUGUGGGUCAAUGCAACGAUGCCUACUCCGCGGUCAUCAUCGCCACGAAGCUCGCCGAGGCGCUGGGCUGCACGGUCCACGACCUGCCAUUGCACUUCGCAGUCUCGUGGUUUGAACAGAAGGCCGUGGCCGUGCUAUUGACUUUGCUUCAUUUGAACCUCAAGAACAUCCGCCUGGGCCCUAACUUGCCAGGAUUCAUCACAGGGAACGUUUUGAAGGUGCUGAACGAGAAGUUCGGGCUGAAACCCGCAAGGCUGCAUGAGGAGGAUGAAGACUUGGCGGAAAUGCUCAGUGGCAAGUGAGUCUCCACGCCACAUGAGUCUCCACGCGCAACACCGCGCGCGGUGCGCGACGCCGUCUGCACAGAGGAGGGCGUGGCUCUUGGGAUUGCUGAUCAUGGUGAUGUGCUUUGGAUAGGAUCAAAACCGAACCUGGCAACCAUGGCGAUUGUGG
Molecule: messenger RNA, 2007 nt
Organism: Durusdinium trenchii
Lineage: Eukaryota; Dinophyceae; Suessiales; Symbiodiniaceae
Source: the annotation of a GenBank genome assembly